CACAGAGAGAGGCUGCAGCAACAGUGAGAAAGAGAUAGAGAGAGAGCUAGAGAGAGAGAGAGAGAGAGAGAGAGAGAGAGAGAGAGAGAAGUGGAGCGGUGAUGGUCCAUCAACUGACAUUAUUAUUUUUCAGCCAAAUGUAAAUAGGCUACCAAUCAGAGUUGUAAAUAAUUGGAAAGCAAUAAAUAACGCUGACAAGUGUUACCCAUUUUUUUGUUGCACUCUUACAGUACAGCAGAUUCUCUCGUGUGUUUUGCAUUUAUCCUCUAUUGGCACGCGGGAGAAAGAGGCGCACUCUGCAGGGUGCGUUCAGCUCGCUCCUCCGUCGUACGCGAGCCUCUGAGAGGGAGCUAUCCAGUGCUGAAGUUGCAUUUCUUCCCUUCGCAAGACACGGCGUUGCAGGUAGAACAGAGAAACCUAAGCACUACGGGUUGGCUGGGGGUUUGUUUGACUGACUGGGUGUCUGAUACUCUACGCAGCCAGGCAUCCAAAAGCUCAGCCUUAAAUAUCCAGCUCUACAUUGGCGUUGCAUGAGGACAGUAACCCUGCCCUGGACGGUUGUUGUUUCGGUGCAACACCAGAAACAUGCCAAGGUCUUUCCUGGUUAAAAAGGUGAAGCUUGAUGAUUUUUCAUCCAGUGAUUUUGAGAGUUCUUAUGGACGAUCCAGGACCGACGUCAGUCUACGGAUUCACGAUAAAGGGUACAUUAGUGACUACAUCAGCCCGUCUGUCUACGAUGGAGAAAGCGACGGUGCCAUUAAAGUUCCCUCUCCGGAGCCACUCUACGAUGGAAUCCACAGCGUCUACGGCGCCCCAGACUCAGACCAGCCUGACAGUCCGCAGUCGGACGUCACCUCCGGCUACAUCAAUGGGGACACCGCGGUGAGUGAUUGCUACACGGUGGACGCGUUUUACAUCACGGACGGAAGGUCACGGAGGAAAGUAAUCAGCAGCCCCAGCAGCAGGAGCAUACAGCGUCACACAUGCAACGAAUGUGGGAAAACCUACGCCACGUCUUCCAACCUGAGUAGGCAUAAGCAGACCCACCGGAGCCUGGACAGCAAGAUGGCCAAGAAGUGCGCAACCUGUGGGAAAGUGUACGUGUCCAUGCCAGCAAUGGCCAUGCACCUGCUCACCCAUGACCUCAAGCACAAGUGUGACAUCUGUGGCAAAGCUUUCAGCAGACCUUGGCUACUGCAGGGCCACAUGAGGUCACACACGGGUGAGAAGCCCUUUGGGUGCGCACACUGCGGAAAAGCGUUCGCCGACCGCUCCAACCUGCGUGCGCAUAUGCAGACUCACUCCGCUUUCAAGCAUUUCAAAUGCAAACGGUGCGACAAGACCUUCGCUCUCAAGUCCUACCUGAAUAAGCACUACGAGUCCGCGUGCUUCAAAGGCGCGUUCUCGCCCUUGAGUCCUGAUCUCGAUGACUCUCCAUGACGUCCACAUUAAAAGUGCAGACAAAAACAUUAUAUUUUUGGUUGACUAAUUCUGCCAAACCUUUCCUAAAAUCCACCUCAACUUCCAGUGGAACCACAAUAAUAGCACAAUUUUUCUGUAUUCUCCUUGAAAUCCACCCGAAGGAAUUACUGAUGAUCUUCGCAUGCACUUAAAAAUCCUCUUCCUCCUCCAGUCACGUGGAUAGAAUAUACCUUCCACCGCGCGUAAAUAUGAAAUCAUAUAUUUUGAAAUGUGACGAAGAUGACAAUACUGGAUUGCUCCAAACAAAAGUCGAACAUUUUAAUGUUGGAUAAUAAUGUACUGCUGCAACUGACCAUACUCUCCGUUGAGGUAAAUGCCAUUUAUGUUUGUAUUAAUUAAUUAAUCUAUUUAUUUAUGUAUUUAUUUAUUUAUCUAUUUAUACAUUAGGCUAUUUAUAUGUAUUUGUUUAUAUAGUAUGUCUGACAUAUUGGUCUGUUUUUAUUUGAUACCACUACCUAUUAUUUGCACUUUAAUGUGUGAAUUUGCCAACCUCUCAUGAACAGGCCAAAGCGUUGUCACUUAUUCUUCGUUUACUACCAUUUUAAAUUAUUGCAUGCAAAAAUGAAAUCUAUGCCAGUAUCACAAAGCUUAUGAUUUUUUUCUUCUUCUCCAAAAUCUAGAUAGUAUCUGUUGGCAAUAUUUCUGUUGAAGCCACAUGACGAAUUAUAAA
Oncorhynchus mykiss (rainbow trout) is the source of this 2152-nucleotide messenger RNA. RefSeq names its product transcriptional repressor scratch 1. NCBI's taxonomy places the organism in Eukaryota, Metazoa, Chordata, Actinopteri, Salmoniformes, Salmonidae. Gene Ontology annotation, biological process: regulation of DNA-templated transcription. The record is from RefSeq and is a predicted model, not a curated record. Gene Ontology annotation, molecular function: DNA-binding transcription factor activity, RNA polymerase II-specific; RNA polymerase II cis-regulatory region sequence-specific DNA binding.